Messenger RNA from Haliotis rubra (blacklip abalone), 2798 nucleotides. RefSeq lists its product as uncharacterized. The transcript has 6 exons. Gene Ontology annotation, molecular function: magnesium ion binding; L-phosphoserine phosphatase activity. Gene Ontology annotation, biological process: dephosphorylation; L-serine biosynthetic process. Bases 42 to 2015 code for a protein of 657 amino acids. Lineage: Eukaryota; Metazoa; Mollusca; Gastropoda; Lepetellida; Haliotidae. The record is from RefSeq and is a predicted model, not a curated record. Gene Ontology annotation, cellular component: cytoplasm.
CCUGCGCAAAAGCGUUUGGUCCCGGAAGUGCAGACGCUUGUAUGAGAAGAGUAUGUUUGUUUCUUCUGUACGCUGUGAUUAAUUUACAUGGAAAGAUGACGAGUGUUGAUUUAUCUGAAACUGCCAACUGGCAGAACCACGAAAUUGAGAGUUUACUGAAUAUAUGGUCGAAGAAGGAUAUUCAAAAUGAACUGGGUAACAUGCAUCAAAACUUGCCUGUCUACGAAAAAAUUUCCACUCAACUUGCUUCACUUGGAAUCAAUCGAUCAGCGAUAAGUUGUCGAGAUAAAAUCAAGAAACUUAAGUUCAAGUACAGAAGAAUAAGAGAGAAAAAGGGCUACAGGAAGAGUAGUUUUAAAUUCUAUGACAUUCUUCGGUCUGUGUUGGGAGACAACAUCGAGGAAGGAGGGGAUGGGUACCCACAGCAUGUGCCUCAUCAGCCACGCCCACAUCCCCACCAUGGUGAUCAGGCUAAUGGACACGGAUCACAUUACUAUCCUCAAGAAUAUGACAAAUCAAGAUUUAGCCCAAGUGUAAUAAGCAAUGACAAUAAUAGCACCGUCUUGAGUGAUUCUGAUUCUGAAAGUGAGUAUGAUUAUCUGAAAGGGGAUUUAUCAGAUGAUGAUUAUGUCCACGAGGAAAUGUCAUCUCAAUAUAGUGAGGCUCAGCCAUCAUCUAGUGCAACACAACAAACAGCAAACCCAGUGCAUGACAGUGGAGGAGCUGGUAGCUAUGGUAAUAUGUUUAUGCACGGAGGAGGACCUAGUGGGACAGGUAGAUUUGCAUCAUCCAGUAAAACCGACAGUGUGCCAAAAGAUGAUCCUGCCACGUUUUGGCAACAAAUGAACACAGGACCACUCAAUGCUGCUCGAAUGACAAUGAGAAGACGGGGAGACUGUAUGAGAGGAGGAUUUGGGUUUGAUAGAGGUUUUGGAAUGAUGCAUCACCAUUUUAACCCCUAUAUGGGCCAUGGACAUAGGUUGCAUAGAGGGGGAAGAGGGGGAGGAAGGAAGAGAGCUCGACUCGAGCAGACUUUUGAUUUGAUGUUGAACAAAGUAUCUCAAAUUCAGAAAGACUUGCAAGACCGUUUCCUAGCCUCCCAUGAGAAACAGCAGCAGCAACAUUUCAAUUUUGAACUGCAGAGACAAGAGAUUGAAAAUAGGCAUAGAGAGGCAGAAAGGAAACAUGAGAUGGACAUGUUCCAGCUGAUGGUCAGCUCCCUCCAUCAACAUGGAAACCAGUUAAACCAUCAACUUGGAAAUAAUAUGGUCGCUAAACACAGAGCCAGUACUCCAAACUCACCACAAACAACAUUUCCAGGGAAGCCGCACACAAUGUCCUUAGAAGAAGUGAAAGCCACAUGGCGGACGGCUGAUAUCGUUUGUUUUGAUGUCGAUUCAACCGUAUGUAAAGAUGAGGGUCUGGAUGAACUGGCAGGUUUUUGCGGUGUCGGGGAGCAAGUAGCAGCAUGGACAAGAAAGGCCAUGGGCGGAGACGUCUCGUUUCGUGUGGCACUGAGUGAGAGGCUGAAUAUUGUGAAACCAUCACGACAACAGCUCCAGGACUUUAUAGCCAACCAUCCCCCUCAACUUAGUGAUGGCAUGAGUGACUUGGUGAGUGCUCUAAGACAAAAGGGUCGAAUCGUGUAUCUGGUUUCUGGAGGGUUCAAGCCUAUUAUUGAACCAGCAGCUCAUCUUUUAUCAAUUCCCACCGAAAAUAUCUUCGCCAACCAACUCAAGUUCAGUUUUACAGGGGACUAUGCAGGAUUUGAUGAAGACCAGCCAACAUCGGACUCAGGCGGCAAGCCCCGCGUGAUGCAGAUGAUCAAGGAUCGUCAUAAAGACAACAAACUGGUGAUGAUAGGGGACGGAGCCACAGAUCUGGAAGCAGCUCCACCUGCUGAUGCGUUCAUUGGAUAUGGAGGGAAUGUGGUCCGGGAAAGCGUCAAGUCCAGAGCUGCAUGGUUUGUCACAGACUUUCAGGAACUAAUCACAGAACUCAACUCAGCUAGCUAGUUGAUAACAGUGUUAGACAUCACCCAGUAUUGCACCAUUUCUUAUAUCUGUUUAAAUGAUCUUAUAUUUGUUUAAAUUAUCUUUUAUCGCUUUAAAUGAUCUUAUAUUUGUUGCAAUGAUCAUACAGAUGGGAGCACAUGGAAAAAAGUUACCAAUCAUAUUGAGAAGAUGAAGGAAGGUUGGACGUUCGGCUUUUGGACAAGACAUACUAUUCUCAUACUGAUUUUAAGGGUCAAGUUAGGACAUCGGCUUAUCUAUGUGAUAGGCUAAUCUUCAGUCAUAAGUUGUCAAUUAGUAAAUGGUAUGAUUUCAAUAAAAGUAAUUCCCAGGUUGUAAUUACGAAUUAGUUUUCAUCAAGUAUAAAUGUUCGGAAAUGUCCAAGAAAGUUUAAUCAUAUAUUUUAGCGCUAUGUCAUUGAAAGGGUUAGAUGUUAUUGUUUUGAUGAUUUGGCUAAUACGCCAACAUCCGCUGUAUGUUGAGUUUUUUUCUACUUAAGCAGACAUUUCAGGUACACUUUUACCUCAUCUAAUUUGACGUCACCUGUAUGACAUUAAGCUGUUAUACUUUUUAAAAUUAUAAAUUUUUAUCUCUGUUUAUACUUAGCAGGUGGCCUGUUAACUUUUACAGAUAUAAUUGUGCUGUGUUUUGUUAUUUCAUUAUGUUGUUAUGAACUCAAGAUGAUCAGAAUUAAUUCCUAUUUGUAACAUAAUGCAUAAAUUGAAGUUUAUGAUGGACAGUAGGAAUGUAAAUAAAUGUUUGUAUUGGAUAAACAGUUAAAGUGAA